Mytilus californianus (California mussel) is the source of this 949-nucleotide messenger RNA. RefSeq names its product ficolin-1-like. Lineage: Eukaryota; Metazoa; Mollusca; Bivalvia; Mytilida; Mytilidae. The transcript has 7 exons. The record is from RefSeq and is a predicted model, not a curated record. The coding region runs from base 284 to 898 and encodes 204 amino acids.
ACUAAUUCGACCAUGCUGAUCGUUUUCUGUUUGAUUUGUGUACUGUAUAAAGCAACGUCGGCUGAGAAAAAUGUUCUGACUUCCGCUUCUGAAUCAGGUGUCUAUUUUUAUGGGAAAACAGCAGAACGAGUUAUGAACAUCUUGUUAAAUGGAAACCAGCGAAAUAUUUUACCAUCAGUAUCGAGACCAAAGGACUGCUCAUAUCUAGACAAAAAAAUUAGAUAAAAGUGGUGUUUACAAAAUAUAUCCAGAUAACGGAACAGGAUUUGACGUUUUUUGUGAAAUGGAAGUUGACGGUGGUGGCUGGACGGUUUUUGUAAACAGAAUGGAUGGAUCCGAAAGUUUUGAUAGGAAAUGGCAGGAAUAUGAAAAUGGUUUUGGGAAUUUGAAGAAAGAGUUUUGGCUCGAUUUUGGAUAUUCAAAUGUUUUGGCCUCGAGCAUCACUGAAGAGACAUUAACAGUCGAAGUGCGCAUCUGGUGCAUCACUAUUGGAAAUACGAAUCUCCAUCGACUGACAUCAAGGGUCAAAACAGAAAUGCGGGUUGAAAUGAAAAACUUUAAAGGAGAAAAGAGAUUUGCUAAGUAUUCCACGUUUAAAGUCGGAGAUGCUGCAUCAAAAUACAAACUGACAGUAAAGGGCUUUACCGGAAACGCAGGAGAUGCUAUGAAAUAUCACAAUGGACUUGCUUUCUCGACGAAAGAUAAAGAUAAUGAUAGAAAUAGAAGUGGUAACUGUGCGCAAACAGGUGGUUGGUGGUUCCAUUGGUGUGAUCAUGUUUGUUUCACUCUUUAUCAUAGACGAAAUGGUAAAAAAGGGGAACAACUCAUCAAAUGGGAGACUUGGAAAGAUUCAAUGUAUUCCUUAGAGACUGCUAGCAUGAUGAUCCGUAGAAAAUGAAAAAGCCUCAUUUUAACAUGAAUAAAUAAAAUAUUAUUUUUGUAAAUUAAA